Molecule: messenger RNA, 1529 nt
Organism: Neurospora tetrasperma FGSC 2508
Lineage: Eukaryota; Fungi; Ascomycota; Sordariomycetes; Sordariales; Sordariaceae
Exons: 1
Coding region: 4-867 (287 amino acids)
Biological process (GO): regulation of transcription by RNA polymerase II
Cellular component (GO): nucleus
Molecular function (GO): DNA-binding transcription factor activity, RNA polymerase II-specific; RNA polymerase II cis-regulatory region sequence-specific DNA binding
Source: RefSeq, a predicted model, not a curated record
AUCAUGUUCGCCAGGGACGCCAAUGGACACACUGUCCAGCUCCUCAACGAUGAUGAGCCUCAAAAAGCUCCCCAGGUCCAGUAUCAGCCCAUGCCUUACCGCGCGCCAUCCAGCUUUGGACAACCCUACCACCCCGCCUUGACCAGGAGUAUCUCGUCGUCACCAAACACUCCAGAGCUGCUUCGAUCCGACUCCUAUGACUCUCAAAUGAGCAACGAGCCCAUCUCUCCCAUGACUCCCAUCUAUGACUAUAGCCGGGGUUACCCUAUCGAUACUCGGCCCUACGAGGACUACUCCGACGCUCACAGCUACAUUGGUGCGAAGAGGCCGCGCACCAUGAGCGACAGCAGGUCCAUGUCUUAUGAGGAUGACGCUGCCAGCCCGGCAGCCACCGAAAGGGCCGGCAAGCGCUAUCCGUGCAGGUAUCGGGACAGCCAUGGUUGUGAGAAGACCUUCACUACAUCCGGCCAUGCUUCGAGGCAUUCCAAGAUUCACACUGCCGAAAAGGCUGUCCCUUGCUCGUUUCAAGGCUGCACCAAGAAGUUCACACGGGCCGACAACAUGAAGCAGCAUCUGGAAACACACUACAAGGACAAGUCGCGCUCAUCUGCCCGGCCAUCUCUAGCUGGAGAGCGCAAGCCUUCUUCCUCAGGAAAGUCCUCCCGAUCCAAGUCAACAACAUCAGUAACAACCGUCGCCGCUGCCGCUAGCCCGGUCACACUACCACUCACACCUGGGGUUGGGAGUGCCUGGGACAUGCGUGGACUUAACCUUCCUCUUCUGAGUCCCUCGGUCGCCGUGCCAACGCCGAGUAGCGGGCUAGACGCUCUGGCUAUGGCAGUCGCCUGCCAAGAAGGGUCUUCUUAGUCAACUCUACAUUUUAAUAUGACCCUUUUUUUCCCCUUUCAAAUCUGCGUCUGUAUUUCUCGGAGGAUUGAGCAUUUGUGUCUCGCCACUGCCAGCUGACAGGCGUGUUUGCUGUCAGACAUGACGUUCCCGCCGCGCUUUCGCUUUUAUGACGCGGGUUCUCACAUUUCCGUUGUCUUGGAUCCUAUGGGGAAUGGUACAAAACAACCCUCACUCUAUUCUCUUGUGUUGCGAAGCAUGCAAUAUCUUACUGGGGUCGGUACUUGUCAAAAAGGCCUUUUUAUGCCUGGGAUUAUACACUUACAAUUUAGAGGUCAUGUACACGCAUGGUGGAGACCUUUUUUUCUUCUUUUUUUCUUUUUCAUUUUCUUGCAUUCAAUCAUCAACAUGAACUGGGAUUAGGCAACAUGGAAGAGGGCAAGGGGUAUAUUUGCUUAGGGUACGGCGCAAUCAGGGGUGAAGUUGUUUCUUCUCGUCAUCUAUCCGACAACAGACCGAUCAGGAUGGUGGCCGUAUGGAAUGAGUGGCUUGGCGUUCUACUGUCCAAGUGUAUCAAUUUUAGGGUUUGCAACUGGCAUUGAUAUCCUCUUCUUGGUUACACAAUAAACACAGCGUCUUAUAUAGUUGAAAGACCAAUAACAAACUUGACAAAUUGUCCAUAC